Medicago truncatula (barrel medic) is the source of this 2125-nucleotide messenger RNA. RefSeq lists its product as uncharacterized. Gene Ontology annotation, molecular function: ubiquitin protein ligase activity. Bases 210 to 1655 code for a protein of 481 amino acids. Lineage: Eukaryota; Viridiplantae; Streptophyta; Magnoliopsida; Fabales; Fabaceae. The record is from RefSeq and is a predicted model, not a curated record. The transcript is spliced from 6 exons.
CCCUCAGCUUUGUUUCAAUCAAUCCACGUUUUAAUUCACACUUUCAUUCUUCUCCUUUCAUUCUCUAUAAAUUCAUUCCACUUUUUCUCAACUCACUCUCUUCUUCUUUCACACUCCACCAACAAUCUCUCCUCUGUUUAAGGCGGAGAACAAUAACUAACCACCACCACCACCACCAUCUCAAGAUUUGAAGGUAAUAAUAACAAUUGAUGGAUGAACGUUCCAGCAAAAGAGGCAUUAAUGGUAAUUCCAGAGAUACUUCCAAUACCAGAGAUACCGCCAAUACCAGAGAUCGAAACGAUCAAACUCGCAGACGAGCGGGUUGCAGUAGUACAGCCAACCCUCCUAAGGUUGCUCAAGUCAGAUAUGUUGAAAAAGGUAAAUCGUUAAGGCCAUCAGGACAGUCAGCUUCAAGUGGCAAGGAGGUAAUUGGUAGUUCCCGUAGAACAGCUGCUAACCCAGCAAAACCACUUACAAAGCCUGAGAGAACAUUAACUUCAAGCAGGCUUCAAGCUGAAAAGGAAGGGACAAAGUCUACUAAAGGGAUUUUGAUGGAAGUAGGAAAAUCUAGCGGAGUAUCAAAUUUAAGAUCUCAAAGGAAUUUUAAUCAAAGACCUGUAUUGCGUCAACGAGAAAACGGAAGCAUUGGUCCGGUGACACAAGCUGCUUCUAGCAAGUAUGGAUUGAGGAACCUCAGAUGCAACACUGUAUCUGAUGUCAUCCCUUCUUGCUCAUCAUCAGAUUCUACCGUUAAUACAAGGAAGACUACUUUGAUAAAAAGGAGAAAUUCUGAAGGGGAAAGUAGCUCCACUGGUAAAGGGAAGAAGAUGACUGCGCCCUCAUCGGAAGGAUUGAAUUUUGGCUCCAGAAAGGGCAUAUCUAUAUCUGAUACAAGAGGAUCUAGAAAUAUUCCUCCUCACAGGGACAAUAGCAGAGCAUCAGUUAGAACUGUAAGAUCAGUUAGUGGUUAUGCCAGGGGGAGAUUUUCUAGUCAAGGAAACGAAAACCCCAGGGUGACCAAUGAGUCCCCUGUCGUAUCCCCUAUUUCGCCUCAUUCUAUUGAUCUUAAUUCUCCUGUCACUGAGGAGUUAUAUGAUAUGAUGCCUAAUUCUCCUGAAGAAUAUGACAUCCCACAUUCUCUAAUAAUUCAGGAUGGCUCUCGGCGCUACGAUGUGGAUGAUAUGUCAGAGGUAUUAUUGGCACUUGAGAGACUUGAACAAGAUGAAGAGUUAACUCAAGAGCAAAUUCAUUUACUAGAGACCAACUUGUAUCUUAGUGAACUUAACAUCUAUGAUCGUCAUAGAGACAUGCGGUUGGAUAUUGACAGCAUGUCAUAUGAGGAACUCUUAGCUCUCGAAGAGAGGAUGGGUACCGUGAGCACCGCUCUGACAGAAGAAGCACUUUCAGAUAGUCUUAAAAGAAGUAUCUAUCAGUCUGAGCCUUCAGAUGAUGCUGCUGACUAUGUUAAUGAGGAAAAGGAUGAUACCAAAUGCUGCAUUUGCCAGGAAGAAUAUGUUGAUGGAGAUGAAGUUGGAAGACUGCAAUGCGUGCAUAAAUUUCAUGUGCUUUGUAUAGAGGACUGGUUGAGGCUGAAGAACUGGUGCCCUUUUUGUAAAGAGUCGGCAUCACUGUCCAAUUCAUCUUCAUCUCCUUAAUUGCAUUGUUCUUUUCCUUUUGUACAAAAUUCUUCCUUUACUUUUUUUUUUCCCCUCUGCACAAAAUACAGUUGCUUCUCGCCUCUUCUGAUUGGUCCUACGUGCAUAACAGAUGACUUCAUCCCAUCUAAUAAUGUGAUAAACCGUGGUUUGAUGGACUUUGGUGGGAUCUAGAUUCUCUACAGUCACACAAACAUGCAUUCACUACAGUCGCCAAAUUGGAAUUGUUGGAUGUAUAUUAGACGGCUAACAUUCUGACUUUCAAAUUAAAUUUAAAAAAUGAACUCAAAAUGUGAGCCAUCUAAUGGUUUCGAUCAAUAACUGUGUCUUUUUGUGGCAGUAGAGAAUCUGUUUCCAAUUUUUGAUUAGGGAUUCAUUGUUUUAUUGUGGAUGGAAGUAGUCUCGGCUCAUUGUUUUUUACUGAAAAACAAAAAAAAUCAAGUGAUUUGCAUGACUUUGUUUUUCUAUGA